Messenger RNA from Rotaria sordida, 720 nucleotides. The record is from the annotation of a GenBank genome assembly. NCBI's taxonomy places the organism in Eukaryota, Metazoa, Rotifera, Eurotatoria, Philodinida, Philodinidae.
AUGAAUUCGAAAUAAAAACGUGGACCACGUUCAACAUUAGGUUAUGAUGAUAUUGUUGCAUAUAAUAAUGUUAUUUUAUAUACUGAUGUUCUUAGACCAAUUUUACAUAUUUGUACAUUAACAAAUUCAAAUCCUUGUAUGAAUAUCUCACUUAUAUUUCCUUCACCUCAACGAUCAAUAUUACCACUUCGUCUAAGUAUUAUUCAAGUAUCAAAUCUUCGACCGCCAAUAUUCGAUGAUGACGAUGGUAUUGAACUUCAUAUAAAUGAAUCUACUACUAUUCCGUCACCAUUAGCUCUAUUGAUUUCGAAUAAGACAACUGAAUUACCGCAUCUUAUCAAUGAUACUUCAACUAAACCUUAUGUACAUAAAGAAAUAAGUGCAAGUAACAUUUGGAUGCUAAUACUUGGAAUUUGCAUUGGUUUAGUUCUUGCUGGUGUAUCUUUUUUAAUUUAUUAUAUUAUACGGAAUAAAAAUCAAUCAAAACUGAAAAAACAAUUUGUAACAAUAGAUCGAAAGUCGUCAUCAACAAAAACGAGUAAAUCAGGACGUACACCACUUCUUGAAAGUAAUCGAACAAAUGAAGUUAAAACAAAAACUGAAUCAUCAAAUUCACCAUUAUCAGGUUCAUCUGUAACUGAAUCAAAUACAGAAAGUUCAAGUGAACUAACAACAAUUACAAGUAGUUCAUCGAGUUAUCGGCCAGAUAUAAUUCUUUAG